GAAGAAAGAAAGAAAGAAAAAAAAAACUUCUACCUCGGUUCGUUGGUCUCUCUCUCUCUCUCUGCGCUGCGAUCUUUCUCUCUAGAAACUCUGAGGAGGGUUGAUAUAGCGAUAUGGAUACUAGGAGGCGUGAAAGUAAGAAGGAAGCAAGUAGUAGAGAGAAACGGAUUUAUGAGAAAGAUCAGAUGAAUCAAGAGUCUUUUAUUGAGGGAUUAGCUGAGGAGUUUCGAUUACCGAUUACACAUAGGGUUACUGAAAAUGUUGAUUUGGAGGAUGUGGAGCAAGCGUCGUUAGACACAAAGAUAUCUUCGUCCAAUGUGGGGUUUCGUCUUCUUCAGAAAAUGGGGUGGAAAGGAAAAGGUUUAGGGAAGCAAGAGCAAGGUAUAACGGAGCCUAUAAAGUCUGGUAUCAGGGAUCGAAGACUCGGUUUAGGAAAACAAGAAGAAGAUGAUUAUUUCACUGCAGAGGAAAAUAUCCAAAGGAAGAAACUUGAUAUUGAGAUUGAAGAGACUGAGGAAAUCGCAAAGAAACGGGAGGUCCUAGCAGAACGUGAGCAGAAGAUCCAGAGCGAUGUUAAAGAAAUCCGUAAAGUCUUCUAUUGUGAACUCUGCAGCAAACAAUAUAGAACAGUGAUGGAGUUUGAAGGUCACUUGAGCUCUUAUGACCACAACCAUAAGAAGCGAUUCAAAGAAAUGAAAGAAAUGCACGGUACAAGCAACCGUGAUGAUAGGAAGAAGCGAGAGCAGCAGCGUCAAGAGAGAGAAAUGACUAAAAUGGCUGAUGCUCGUAAACAACAGCAGAUACAACAGAACCAACAAGAAGGCCCAGAGAAUGCCCCUGUUUCUACACCAGCUAAAACCACGGUUGCACCACUUGCUGUCCAGGAUCAGCGAAAAACAUUGAAGUUUGGCUUUUCUUCUAAAAGCGGCAUUAUAUCAAAGAGCCAACCCACAAGCAGCAUCAAGAAGCCAAAAGUAGCAAUUGCAUCAGUUUUUGGCAAUGAUAGCGACGAAGACUAAGUUCGGGAAAAUUGUACUCUUAUGUAACUCUUUAUUUUAUGGUUCUUUACACAGAUUUAAAACACACAGAAACUGGUCUGAAAAACAACUUUACAGAAAUUUUGUUACAUGUGUUUGCCCUCUUUA
Molecule: messenger RNA, 1145 nt
Organism: Camelina sativa (false flax)
Lineage: Eukaryota; Viridiplantae; Streptophyta; Magnoliopsida; Brassicales; Brassicaceae
Molecular function (GO): nucleic acid binding
Source: RefSeq, a predicted model, not a curated record